AGCACUUGAACACUGCACUGUCUGAGACACGGUUUGAGACGCACCCAGAGGGGCUAAGCUAGCAAGGCAGCUAGCUUUGUAUUAAUGAAUGAAGGAAUAAACCGCUUUGUGUUAUUUGACAGAGUGAAAUAAAUCAGCGCUGUUUUCUGAGGAAACCCUGGAGCAUUAAACCCGGAAACUGUGAUGUGAGUGCUUCCUGUCAGGUGAAAGCCAUGAUUCCCAGACGGAUACCGUUUAAUCAGAUCGCCUUUGCGACUCUGGUUGGAGUUGGAGGAGGAAUUUAUAUCUACAGACCCAUGUUCGAGUCUCACAGGAGGAACACAAGUGAAGGAAAGAAAGCUGAGGCUGAAAAUAAAGGACAAAAUAACAUGGACAAGUGACUGGAGGAGAGGAAGGAGGAGGAGAGGUCAAAAGAGGAACCACCACCACCAUCAUCGUCAUCACCGCCAUCAUCGUCAUCACCGCCACAUCAUCAUCACCGCCAUCAUUGUCAUCACCACCACAUCAUCGUCAUCACCGCCACAUCAUCAUCACCGCCAUCAUUGUCAUCACCACCACAUCAUCAUCACCACCGCCAUCACCGUCACCACCAUCAUCAUCGUCGUCAACGCCAUCAUUGUCAUCACCGCCACAUCAUCAUCACCGCCAUCAUUGUCAUCACCACCACAUCAUCAUCACCACCGCCAUCACCGUCACCACCAUCAUCGUCGUCACUGCCAUCAUCGUCACCACCAUCAUCAUCACCACCAUUACUUUCUUCUUCUUCUUCAUUCUAGAUUUUAAAUAAAUGAUAAAGUAGACAGGAUAAAAAGAUAAGCAAUUUGUAAAUGAAUCCAAGUGACUCAGUCUCCUCACAAGAAUGACUACUACUACAAAUAGUUUUAUUGUGAAUUAAAAAAAAAGAUCUGAUUCUCUUUUAAUUCUUGCAUCUUGUUUCAAUAUGUUGUUAUUGAUUAGACUGUUGGGCCUCAUUUAUCAAGCUGGAUCGGAUCGGAUUGAUGUGUAAAUCUUUCGUGCAAGUGUUCACACGAGAAAUUUGGUAUUCGUUAAAAUAGAUAGAUAGAUUAAUCCCAAGCUGGGAAAUUGUUACUUGAUCGACUUCAAAUCAUAAGUCGGUGGUGUAGUGGUUAGCGCUGUCACCUCACAGCAAGAAGGUUCUGGGUUCGAGCCCAGCGGCGGCCUUUCUGUGUGGAGUUUGCAUGUUCUCCCCGUGUCUGCGUGGGUUUCCUCAGGGUGCUCCGGUUUCCCCCACAAUCCAAAGACAUGCAGUUAGGUUAACGUGGGGUGGUCUUGGGCUGAGGUGCCCUUGAGCAAGGUACCGAACCCCUGACUGCUCCCCGGGCGCUCUGGUGUAGCUGCCCACUGCUCUGUGUGUGUGUGUGUUCACUGCUUCAGAUGGGUUAAAUGCAGAGGAUGAAUUUCACUGUGCUUGAAGUGUGCAUGUGACAAAUAAAGGUUUCUUCUUCUAAAUAA
This is a messenger RNA of Neoarius graeffei (lesser salmon catfish), 1473 nucleotides long. RefSeq names its product protein PIGBOS1. Lineage: Eukaryota; Metazoa; Chordata; Actinopteri; Siluriformes; Ariidae. The transcript is spliced from 2 exons. The record is from RefSeq and is a predicted model, not a curated record. Bases 213 to 380 code for a protein of 55 amino acids.